Messenger RNA from Vanrija pseudolonga, 753 nucleotides. RefSeq lists its product as uncharacterized. The record is from RefSeq and is a predicted model, not a curated record. The coding region runs from base 1 to 753 and encodes 250 amino acids. Lineage: Eukaryota; Fungi; Basidiomycota; Tremellomycetes; Trichosporonales; Trichosporonaceae. The transcript has 2 exons.
AUGUCGUCGUACCCCGGCUCGACGGGGCUGGCGAGCACCAACACGUACCAGCUCGUCAUCAUCAGCGUGAUCGCCGCCGCGAUCCUCGUGGCCGCCGUCACGACGCUGCUGUACCGCCGCCACCGGCACCAGCAGAUCAUGCGCAACCUCCCUGCCGGGGGGUACGUCGUCGCGCCGCCGCCGCCUGCGCACCGGCGGAAGCGGCGGCGGGACGUCGGCCCCGAGCCGGUCGUGUGGGAUGCGCUUGUUGGCGAGGAGGAGGACGACGAGGACGAGGAUAGCGAUGUCGAGGUCGGCGAGAAGGAGAAGAUGAAGGCCGACGGCGACUGGCUUGAUGAUCCAGAGCACUGGCAUCCCGUCGCCAUCGCGCUCCCACCACACGAGUCAGUCGACGGCACCACCGGCCCGGGCCUCACGCGCAUCAUCAGCCAGUACGAGGCCGGCCAGCGCCCAGCCACACCAGCGCUCGACAUGACGCUGCUGAUCGCCAUGCCGGACCCGUCCCUCCCCACGCCGGCAGACGACGGCGCGUACCCCCUCCUCCGGGUCGGCGCGCACGAGGACGGCGCGCUGCCCCCUCUCCAACUGAGCACGGCGCGCGUCGCCGUCGACAGUAGUAGCGGGUGGGACGCGCUAGACAAGCUCUGCCCGCCGCCCCCACCGCCGCCGCCCACCGCCGAGCGCGGCGUCCAGCGCGUGCGUGUAGAUGGUUUCUCGCGCACCAUCCUCCGGCUGCCUUCGCAGCGCCCUUAG